This is a messenger RNA of Musca domestica (house fly), 4464 nucleotides long. RefSeq names its product E3 ubiquitin-protein ligase mind-bomb (gene mib1). Gene Ontology annotation, molecular function: protein binding; zinc ion binding; ubiquitin-protein transferase activity. The record is from RefSeq and is a predicted model, not a curated record. The transcript has 6 exons. Gene Ontology annotation, cellular component: cytoplasm. Lineage: Eukaryota; Metazoa; Arthropoda; Insecta; Diptera; Muscidae. Bases 377 to 4120 code for a protein of 1247 amino acids. Gene Ontology annotation, biological process: protein ubiquitination.
UUUUCCAGUACGACUCUUAACUUUAGACUUCUCGGUAGGAAUUUCACAAAUCACAGUUUUUCUUUUUUAAAAAACGAAUAAAUCAAUUCCAACUAAUAUCUUCCGUACGAGAAAAAUAGCACACAAUUAUCCAGGACUCAAGAAAUUAAAAAAGUGUGAUUAUUUUCCAUUGAAAUAAGCGAAAUUUCCAGAGAGAAAUUUUUUACAAAGAAACCAAUUGCAUUUUUUUCUCAUCGACAAACGCACACACAACGAAAGCUGCAAACGCACAUACGUACGUACACAAACGUCCAAGAAACAAAAAAAAAAGUGAAGAAGAAAUCCAAAUUGUUUCUCUUGUCAACGUCUGCAAUUGACUUCCAUAAAUUAAAAUUUAAUGGAUUGUGGUGCAGCAUCUGCUGCUGGUAAGGAUGUUGGCACAGGAGCAAGCACAACUUUGUCAGUAGCAGGCAGUUCAUCAUCAUCUGUUGUUGGUGCGGUCGGCGGUGGCGGCGGCGGAGGUGCAGCAGUAGCAUCAGCCUCGAUUAGUGGUAGUGCUUCAUCUGUUACAGGAGCAGUGGGUGGGGCAACGGGAGUGGUUGCAACAGCUCAUGGCACAGCGUCGGUCAGGGGACAAGCACAAACAGCUGGUAGUUCUGCGGGAAAUGGCAGCAUUGUAAAUCGUCAGUCUCGUUUUGCCAUGGAGGGUGUUGGAGCCAGGGUAAUCCGUGGUCCCGAUUGGAAAUGGGGUAAACAGGAUGGUGGCGAGGGUCAUGUUGGCACCGUACGCAACUUCGAAUCAUCCGAAGAGGUUGUCGUUGUAUGGGACAACGGCACGGCUGCGAAUUAUCGUUGCGCCGGCGCUUACGAUUUACGCAUUUUGGACAGUGCCCCGACAGGCAUUAAACACGAUGGCACCAUGUGUGACACAUGUCGACAGCAGCCGAUUUUCGGCAUACGUUGGAAAUGUGCCGAAUGUGUCAACUAUGAUUUAUGUUCGAUUUGUUAUCAUGGUGAUAAACAUCAUUUGCGCCACCGUUUCUAUCGCAUAUCAACACCUGGUGGAGAACGUACCAUGUUGGAGCCCAGGCGUAAAUCGAAAAAAGUAGCUGUACGUGGUAUAUUUCCGGGAGCUCGGGUGGUACGUGGUGUCGACUGGCAAUGGGAGGAUCAGGAUGGUGGUGUUGGCCGUCGUGGCAAGGUGAAUGAAGUACAAGAUUGGUCCUCGGCCUCACCACGCUCCGCUGCCUAUGUGGUGUGGGAUAAUGGAGCCAAGAAUUUGUAUCGGGUUGGCUUUGAGGGCAUGGCUGAUUUGAAGGUCGUAAAUGAUGCCAAAGGUAAUACGGUUUAUCGUGACCACCUGCCAUUGCUGGGAGAAAAUGGUCCCGGCAAGGGACCUCAUGGCUUUCAAAUUGGUGACAAAGUCACCGUGGAUUUGGAUCUGGAAAUUGUGCAAUCUUUGCAACAUGGCCAUGGCGGUUGGACUGAUGGCAUGUUUGAGUGUCUUAACAACGUGGGCAUGGUUGUAGGCAUUGAUGAAGAUCAUGACAUUGUUGUUGGAUACAAUUCGGGCAACCGUUGGACCUUUAAUCCAGCCGUACUCACCAAGGUCUCAUCACCUAGUGCAGCUCCUCCUGAAUUUCAAGUGGGUGAUAUUGUUAAAAUCUGCUCAGAUGUCGAGAGCAUUAAACAAUUGCAAAGAGGCCAUGGUGAAUGGGCUGAUGCCAUGCAAUUAACACUGGGUAAGGUGGGAAGAGUGCAACAAGUAUAUCAUGACAAUGACCUCAAGGUGGAGGUGGGCAACACCUCAUGGACCUAUAAUCCGCUGGCUGUGACCAAGGUGGCCUCGGCAAAUGCUGCCGACGGCAGUUGUGUACCGGUAAUUUCCAGUGGUGAACGUCUAUCGGCCAUAUUAAAGAAAUUGUUUGAGCCAAGUGUUUCCGGUGAUGCCACCGAGGAAUUUGUGAAAGCGGCAGCCAACGGAUAUGCUGCCCGCUGCGAGGAGUAUUUGACAGGCAACAUACAAAAUGCCAGCAGCUCUUCGUCUCUGGCCGGAUCACAAAAUGGUGGAGCAGCUGGCAGCAGCAGUUCAGGUUCGGCGGCCAGCACAAUUGCCGAUGUCAAUGGGGUAUUUGCGGGCCACACAGCCCUCCAGGCUGCCAGCCAAAAUGGUCACAUUGAAGUCAUACAAGUUUUGCUACGCCACAAUGUUGAUGUGGAAAUUGAAGACAAAGAUGGUGAUAGGGCCGUACAUCAUGCGGCGUUUGGUGAUGAACCAGCUGUCAUAGAACUGCUCUCUAAAGCUGGAGCUGAUUUGAAUGCCCGCAACAAGCGUAGACAAACGGCCUUGCACAUUGCCGUCAACAAGGGUCACUUAAAUGUGGUGAAAACUUUGCUGAGUUUGGGUUCGCAUCCCAGUUUGCAGGAUUCCGAGGGUGACACACCCCUGCAUGAUGCCAUUUCCAAGGAAAAUGACGAAAUGUUAAGUUUAUUGCUCGACUACGGGGCUGAUAUCACCUUGACCAAUAACAAUGGCUUUAAUGCCUUGCAUCAUGCCUCUUUGAAGGGCAAUCCGAGUGCAAUGAAGAUCUUACUUACCAAAACCAAUCGCCCUUGGAUAGUGGAGGAGAAAAAGGAUGACGGCUAUACAGCCUUACAUUUGGCAGCUCUCAACAAUCAUGUUGAAAUUGCGGAAUUGCUGGUCCACAGUGGCAAAGCCAAUAUGGAUAGGCAAAAUGUUAACCUACAAACGGCCUUACAUUUGGCCGUCGAACGCCAACAUGUGCAAAUUGUCAAAUUAUUGGUACAGGAAGGAGCCAAUCUAAACAUUCCCGAUAAAGAUGGUGAUACGCCAUUGCACGAGGCCCUAAGACAUCACACUUUAUCCCAAUUGAAACAAUUGCAGGAUGUCGAAGGAUUUGGCAAACUGCUAAUGGGACUGCGUAAUCCCAACAACAAAAAGGCUUCGGCUUCAAUUGCAUGCUUUUUGGCUGCCAAUGGAGCUGAUUUGACGCUGAAGAAUCGUAAACUGCAAACUCCCUUGGAUUUGUGUCCCGAUCCGAAUCUCUGCAAAACUUUGGUUAAGUGUUAUAAUGAACGUAAAACUGAUGAUUCCGAAUUGCCGGGUAAUGUGGCUGGUACCAGCUCAAGAGCCAGGGCUGCGGGUAGCAGGCCCUUGUCGGCUGUUGAUACUAUUGGGGGUGUUGGUGGAGUCAGUGGAGGUGGUCUACAUGCAUCUUCGUCCACCCAAUUGCCGUUACAUGUUGUGGCCUCAGGCUCAAAUAAUACGGCGGCAGCUGCAUCAGGUGGUGGUGGCGGUGGUCUUAGCACAAUGCCCCAGGAUUUGUCGCAAUCUCUUAACUUUACAACUUCUACCACAAAUGCAAAUGAUGCCAGCAACAAUGCUUCCACAUUAGAUGAAUGCUUCCUAUGUUCCGAUUACAAAAGAGAUACGGUGUUUAAGCCCUGUGGUCAUGUCUGCUGUUGCGAUAAUUGUGCUCCGCGCGUUAAAAAAUGUCUUAUUUGCCGGGAAGCGGUCGCUUCACGUGAAAAAAUCGAUGAGUGUUUGGUAUGCUCUGAUCGUAGAGCUUCAGUAUUCUUUAAACCCUGUGGCCACAUGGUGGCCUGUGCCAACUGUUCGAGUCUCAUGAAGAAAUGUGUACUGUGUCGUACACAAAUUGAGGAAAUGAUGCCUUAUUCACUAUGCUGUGGCGGCGAAGGAAGCAUUGAGAAGGUUCAAAAUCACAAUAUCCAUCAUGAAAAUGAGAAACCGCAGAGCAGCAUAUUAGUUAGUGGCAUUAACACAUCGGGCCAUGGAGUGGCAAUGAACAACACGGUUACGACCACACCGAAUGGUUUGAAUGCCCAAGUCCAGUCGCAGAAUAAUUUACUGGCUGCUAGCAAUAAUGCCAACAGUGUUUUAAUGGCACCAUCUAACGUUAACAACUUCCAGGAUGAUGUGCAAAAAUUGAAACAACAGUUACAGGACAUUAAGGAACAGACCAUGUGUCCGGUUUGUUUUGAUCGCAUGAAGAAUAUGGUUUUCCUUUGCGGCCAUGGCACAUGUCAGAAUUGUGGCGAUCAAAUCGAUGGCUGUCCCAUUUGUCGUAAAACUGUGGAGAAACGUAUUUUAUUAUUUUAAAAUGACAAUAUUUUUAAACUCUUGUUUGUCUCUCUUACUCUCCUCUCUUAACCUGCCUUGUUCUCAUCCUAAUUUGCUGCAUUUCACAUUAUGAAAAAAAGAUAAAUUGGUAAAUAAUUCAAAAAUAUUUACUAAUAUUUGCCUUUAAUAAUUUUAUUUGCCUUAUUCCAUUUUGUUAUAUCCUGCCCAGUUUCGGGUGGGAUAUAUAUUUAUAUCCUUUCACACAUCCCCAUUUACAUUAGUACAUAUAAUUUAUAUAUGUAAUUAUACACUCGAUAUAUAUUAAAUCGCACUAAAAAAUAUUCACAAUUAUAUUUUAUAUUAAAAAAAUAAAAUUGAAAAAA